This is a messenger RNA of Anoplopoma fimbria (sablefish), 2932 nucleotides long. It is a transcript of the gene usp3, whose product is annotated as ubiquitin specific peptidase 3. Lineage: Eukaryota; Metazoa; Chordata; Actinopteri; Perciformes; Anoplopomatidae. Gene Ontology annotation, biological process: protein deubiquitination. Gene Ontology annotation, cellular component: cytoplasm. The transcript has 15 exons. Bases 349 to 2199 code for a protein of 616 amino acids. Gene Ontology annotation, molecular function: cysteine-type deubiquitinase activity; zinc ion binding. The record is from RefSeq and is a predicted model, not a curated record.
UACUUGCACUAACUCUCGGAAGCUUUUUCAUCUUUGAUGUUAGAACGUUCGCAGAAACUACGUCACUUCCUCAAGUAUUUCCAUUUGUUUGUGGCAAACGCCAGCAGUUACCAAGUCCCUUUUACACCAAAGCUACGACUCUAACUCACAAUAUGUCGGGGUGGAAACGGAACCUCUACGAUAUGUAAACUAUUUAUUCAAAUUAUGCAAGAAACAGUGUAGGUUUAAAACGAGUUACAGAAGUAGUUGUCCAAGCUAACGUGAGCUAGCUAGUGUAGGUUAAUUGGCUAGCUGUUGUUAGCUGCCUGGUUCCUGGUGCUACACCGUGGGUGGUGUAGUGGUGUAGUGAUGGAGUGCCCUCAUCUGAACCCAAACGUGAGCUGCCCGGUCGAUACGUCACGGUUCCCUCAUGGGUCACCGGUCUCCUGGUGCUGCACAGUCUGUAGGUCUAAUAAAAGCCCGUGGAUUUGCCUUACCUGUCUGAUGGUCCAUUGUGGAAGAUAUGUCAAUGGACAUGCGAAGAAACACUUUGAAGAGAGUCAAGUCAGUGGCUUCAGUCAAAAGAAGGGCGAGAAACAGGAGAAGGAGAAAUCCCAUCAUUCUGUCUGCAUGGACUGCAGCAACUACAGCGUAUUUUGUUACAGAUGUGACGACUUUGUUGUUAAUGACACCAAGCUUGGGCAGGUGCAGAAGGUGAGGGAACAUCUGCAAAGUUUAGAAAACUCAGUCCUGAUGGGUGACAGACAGAGGAAAAGAAAACUUCAGGAAAACCCAGCUCCAGAUAGCAAGUUGUUGAAAGACAAUAAUGGGGCAGCUUUAGGUGCUACAGGCCUGCGGAACUUGGGAAACACAUGCUUCAUGAAUGCCAUUCUGCAGUCCCUCAGCAACAUCAAGCAGUUCAGCUGUUAUUUCAAGGAGUUGCCUGCAGUGGCUUUACGCAGUGGUAAGACGGCAGGAAGAAGGAUGUACCACACCCGAAGCCAUGGGGACACCAGUGUGUCUCUCGUGGAGGAGUUCAGGAAAACCCUUUGUUCCUUGUGGCAAGGAAGCCAGACAGCCUUCAGUCCAGACUCCUUAUUUUAUGCAAUAUGGAAAAUCAUGCCAAGUUUCAGGGGCUAUCAGCAGCAGGAUGCACAUGAGUUCAUGCGUUACCUGCUGGACCACCUCCACAGGGAGCUCCAGUACAGUCGCAACGGGGCGUCUCUACCAGUCUCACCUCAGGAUGGGCUCAGAAUCUCCACUGCAGAGGGCAAAUGCUGCAUAAAUGGGACUGCCAGUGUUGUCACAUCCAAUUUUGGCGGCAUACUUCAGAAUGAAGUCAACUGCCUGAUAUGUGGAACAGAAUCUCGGAAGUUUGAUCCAUUUCUCGAUCUGUCUUUAGACAUUCCCAGCCAGUUCAGACAGAAGAGAAGUAAGGACCAGGAGCCAGGGCCGACCUGCACAUUGCGUGACUGCUUGCGUAGCUUCACUGACCUGGAAGAACUUGAUGAAACGGAGCUCUACUAUUGCCAUAAGUGUAAAAAGCGACAGAAAUCCACUAAGAAGUUCUGGGUCCAGAAGCUGCCAAAAGUUUUGUGUCUGCACCUAAAAAGGUUCCACUGGACGGCUUUUUUAAGAAACAAGGUGGAUACCUAUGUGGAGUUUCCACUGAAAGGCCUGGACAUGAGGCGCUACUUACUUGAGCCAGAGAAUUCAUUACCAGAAAGCUGCCUGUAUGACCUUGUCGCUGUCGUAGUGCAUCACGGAUCUGGGGUUGGAUCAGGGCAUUAUACAGCAUAUGGGAGCCACGAGAGCAAAUGGUACCACUUCAACGACAGCACAGUGACUCUGACCAAUGAGGACGUAGUGAGGAAGGCCAAGGCCUACAUCCUCUUCUACGUGGAGCGGACUGAACAGGUGGCCUCAGACAAGACGGCCACAAACAAGCCUGCUGUGGACUCAGCAGCCACGGACAGCGGUCCUUCAGAAGCAGUUGCUCAGAACAAGGCUGCAGCAGACACGGUUGCCACAGACAUGGUUUUGAUAGAUGAAUCACACAUGAAUACCCAGGAUGUGGCAGCCCCAGAUAAUGCUGCAUUGGAAAAUGUGGGUGAAGACAUGGCUCAACUGCAUGAAGCUGACACGGCUUCAAUGGAUGCUGCAACAGAUAGUGAUACCUCAGACAAGGUGGCAACAGAGGAAGCCAGUGAAGCUAUAUAAGCUGUUGCACAAUGAUUCUGUAAGACCGCCUCAGACCAGCUACUCACUCCAUUUUGGCUUCACCUCAAUCACAUUUCUCACCGUGCUUGAGUUUAAAUAGUAAUUUUCAUGUUUAAUGUUUGUGCAACUAUUUAGUUUUUUUUUUUUUUUUUUUUUUUUUUUACGACCUGCAUGGCAACAUCUGGUAUACUUUGCUGCUUGAGAUAUGUUUAGUAUGACUAUUUGCAUUUAUUUUCUUGAUGUUUUAUUCCUCAGUUGAGGUAGACUUCUCUGUAUGUAAUAGAUUCCAAAUGUGAUUGUUUAAAAAGAUGAAGUAAAGCUGUAGCCUUGGAAAACCUCAGUUGGUCCAAUAUUUAGCCUAGACUGAUGAAAUUGAUUAUGUCAAGACACUGUCAAUGUAAUAAUAUUUGGAGUUUCUAUUGUUUUUAAAAAAAUAAUUUUGUAAUAUCAACUUCUUGAGAACUUUAUCGUUCUGUUUUCCAGUUAUUAUGAGAUGUUUUAGGAUAAAGAAUGCAAUGCAUUUAUAGACUGACAAAUACUCAUUAGGACUCCAGAAAGUUCUUUUAACUUCUUGACCAAUGUGAAAGAAAUGAUCAUUCUCAAAUUGUUUUGUUUGUCUUAUGUUUAUCUGAAAAAGGCUUGGCCCUGAUGAAAUUAUUUUAUAAAACAUGUUUGAGACAAAGUCCUAAUGACAAAAUACAAUGGAGAAUCUUUUUGAAAUGAAAACUUGAAG